AUGGCGUCUCCUCUAAUGCUCGGCGGCUCGCCCGCCCAUUCAGAAAGCUUCUCUAGUCUCAACUCCCCUCCCUCAUCUUCUCCAGUCCAAAGGAAACCUCUCCUGCAGAGUGUCGAACUGACUACGGGCCCUGUUCACCCCUCCUCUCCCCUUUCGAUUGAGGGAGAUACACCCACUCCUAUUACCACUGUACCUGUGGCCAGACCACCCUCACCUUCGUCGGAUGGAGAUUUUAUAUCGGUCCCAAAGAACCCGAAUAGAUAUUCUCGAGAACCAUCCGCUACACCCUUACACAUCGAUACAUUUACUUCGCGUCACGGCUCCGCUUCGUACUUGAGAUCCGUACUUGAAGACGACGACGAUUCAGACGAGAUCCCUGACUAUUUUGACGAAGAAUAUGAACACCAGUUCACGAAUGCAACCUCUCUGCACAGUCGACUAGACAGCGAACCAUUCAUCCCGGUCCUCAAAUCCCCUCCACCAACACAAAAGUCGUCGAGACGAGCGACGAGCAUGGCAUUGCACCCACCAUUAAAUCGGCCCCCUCCGCUACAUAUUGACCUGGAUCAUCGAUCAAUGUCCAUGUCCAUGGCUUCGGGAGACCCAAGGCAACCCAAGACUCCCGGAAAUAAAAUCAGCUCAUUCUUCGGCUGGAAAGCGGCAAAUAAUAAUCAUAAUAGGAAUACUUCCUUAAGUGGUGAAUCAUCCAGCACAGAGAUAUCCGACUCCGGUCGAUCAAUGAAGCCUUCUCCUAUGCCACCAUUAGCGAACGUGCCCUUCAAACCCCCUUCACCUUAUGAGACCAGAAGCAAUGGAUAUGGGUUGCCGGCACGGACCCCUUCUCUGGGAUCCUCAAGUUUACCGGAAAAUAUAUAUGCAUCUAAGAUGGCAGAUAUUGAGAACGAAUUACGUGAAAUAAGCUCCGAGUUGGCGGGGUCUAUUCGUCGAGAAAUGGAUCUAGAGGAUCUAGUCGAGAAAUUACAAUCAGACGCGCCGGACGCGAAUCGUCGGACUAGUGACUAUUUCUCGGAUUCAGGGACUAGCUCUGUUCGUUAUGCAUCAGAUUCCGGAAAGAACGAAGAUAUUGAGAAAAUUCGCCGCGCUGCAGAGCAAGAGCGGGCACAGCUUAAAGUGGAAUUUUCCCAAAAAUUACAGGAUGAGCGUUCUCAGCGCUUAGCUUGUGAAUCACACGUUAAGAUCUUGGAAUCCCAAGUCCAUCAGCUUCGUCGCGAAAGGACUGAAUUAUCUGAUAUGUCUUCCAAGAGUAAAGAACUUGAGACAGCUUUGGAAAACACCAAGCGAAAGCUGCUUGAAGAGCGGCAGUCCAAAGAUAACUUUGAGGAUCUGCUGACAGCCAUGCGAGUAGAGCUGGAACAAUUGCGUAAUGAUCGAGAUCAGCUCCGAGAUGGCAAUAAGCUCGCAGAGGAAAUUGAGGCUCUCAAAAUCGAGAACGCCUCUUUGGCUCAACUCCAAAACGGUCGAUUCGCUUCGAUUGCCGAGGAAGGUGGCUCACCGAGAAACUCAUCUGUUGGACUCUCGAGAUCGAACUCUCUUGCCCGCAAGCCCAGCGGCCUAGCGCGCUCCUCUUCUCUUUCUCGCUCCAACUCGGUUACUAAUAAGGGCAAUAAUUCGCCAGAGACCCGUGAAUCAUUGGUCGACAAAGUCCAUGAUAUCGAAGUUCAACGCGAUGCUCUUCAUGAAACACUCCGAAAGCUUCUUAAUCGCCAGGAAUACCAAGCCCGUGAUUACGAGAAGCGCGUGCGGAUGCUCGAGAUGGAACUUGCUCUUGCCCAGCAGUCGGACCAACCCCGGAAGUUGGGCUACGAGAGAGAUGUGCGCAACCUCCGCGACGAGGUUAAUCACCUUCGCAUGCGCGCUGAAGAUGCUCUCGAUGGCAAGUGGCAGUGCGAGAAGAACCUCGCAGGUCUGAAGAUGGACUUGGACCGCGCCGAGCAAGAGACUAGCUCCCUGCGAGCUCUUCUGCAGGAAGACACUGCCGCUGCGGAAUUGGCCGCUGGCCAAGAAAGCCUUGCUGGGGCAGCGACUUCCACGUUUUCUCUGCAAUUUGCGUUCCAGCAAUUGCAGGCAGACCGGGCUGUUGCCGAGACCAAUGUCGCAGACUCAGAGGAGCUCUCUUCGUCCCUGGAUCGAACAGAGGCACUGGGCAACAAGGUGCAUCGCCAGCUCCGAACCAACGAGACUCUGCAUGCUCGUCUAGCGCAGGCUAUUGAUAAGGGUGACAAAGAUCAGCAGAUCUCAGUUGAACGCAUCAAUAUCCUCCAGAACCGUAUGAAGGAGCUGGAGGACGUUCUGUUGGUUGCCCAACAACACUCCGAAGAAGAGAUGGGCAAGCACGAGGAUGAAAUCCGCAACCUGAAGGAGAGCCAAACUGCUCAACUCACGCGGAUGAAGAAUGGUGGCCGUAACCCAGCCAGCCUCUCACCGCGUCCACCUACUGCGCCAUUUGACGCCCGCUCCCCGCGUCUGGACCAAACCACCAGCGGACAGGGCAUCUCCUUGACAGAAGUCAUCCAAUCCGAGAUCCUCGAGAAACGGGUGAAGGACCUCGAAAAGCUCCUCCGCGAUGCCGACAUGGAGAUGGAGCAAGUUGUCGGACGAAUGAACCGCACGCAGAUUGAUGUGGCCCAGCUCCAGACUGACAGAGAGGACGCUCUCCGCCAGACCCACCAACUCCAAAUUGAGAUCCAAGCCGAGCGUGAUGCCCUGAAGGGUCUCAUCAACGCCCUAUAA
This is a messenger RNA of Penicillium soppii, 2751 nucleotides long. RefSeq lists its product as uncharacterized. NCBI's taxonomy places the organism in Eukaryota, Fungi, Ascomycota, Eurotiomycetes, Eurotiales, Aspergillaceae. The record is from RefSeq and is a predicted model, not a curated record. The transcript has 4 exons. Bases 1 to 2751 code for a protein of 916 amino acids.